Molecule: messenger RNA, 1569 nt
Organism: Bursaphelenchus xylophilus (pine wood nematode)
Lineage: Eukaryota; Metazoa; Nematoda; Chromadorea; Rhabditida; Aphelenchoididae
Source: the annotation of a GenBank genome assembly
AUGCUAGACCCACGAACAGCCGGCUACUCGGCGGUGGGGUUGUCGUUGAUCACACUGGCCAGUCUUCUGCUCUACUUGCCCAAUUUCACCGACAAGAUUGAGCGAAUUGACAUGUUUGUAAGCUGUUUUGCUAUCUAUUAGUAUACUAGCUGCCACAUCCCUCCCUUGCCCGAACUAGUACAGUGAGGGACCGGAUCCAAUGGCAAAAAACGUCUCAUUUUGCAUCCCGAAAGGGACCAAAAUGUCUCCAAACCCUUCCCUUCUCUAAGCUAAAAAACCCCGCUUUGAAGAGCCCGCCUUGAAUAAAAGGGCGCGCUUUUCAAAGCGGAGUUCUUUAGCUUAGAGGAGGGAAGGGUUUGGAGACGUUUUAGUCCCUUUUGGGAUGCAAAAUGGGGCGUUUUUUGCCAUUGGAUCAGGUCCCUCACUAUACCUUCAAAAUCCCCCAAAUUUCAGCUCAAAGUCAACACCGACGAAUUCAAGAACAUGGCGGACGAGGCGUGGGGAGAGCUGCUCUCGGCCCGCUCAAUGCCGCUGCAGGAGCGGCAGAAGCGACAGGCCUACGACGACCUCCCCAAACAAUACCCGUUGCCGAGCACCUAUCUGAAGCCGGGCGCUUCGCAGACUUGCACCUGCGCCACGGAGAACAACUGUCCGCCCGGCCCACCCGGACCGUCGGGGCGGCCCGGCGAGGACGGCAUUCCCGGACUGCGAGGGGAUCCGGGCGUUGUGGGAGAGCCCGGCAUCUUGCCUCCACCGGAAAUCAAAGGAGUAAGUUUUGAUUUCCGGCAGUGCUAUCCGUUUGUCGGGAAAAUAAUGAGCACUCUGUCGCAGCGAAAAUCGCAUCGCCGCCGAGAAAAUGAAUUGUGUCGCGGGAAAAUCAAAUUGCUUUGCAUUAGAAGCGUUGAUUUUCACCGCGACACAAUUCAUUUUCUCGGUGGCGAUGCGAUUUUCGAUGCGACAGAGUGCUCAUUGUUCUGCCGACAGACUGACAUCAAGACCUUUCGAGACAUUUUCUCAAUUCUCUCUUUUCAGUACGAAACCUGCCGCCGUUGUCCAUCCGGCCCGAAAGGACCGGCCGGCGCUCCCGGCGACAACGGACCACUGGGACCGGAGGGUCCACAAGGGCCCCAGGGCCGCAAAGGCGACGACGGACGGCCAGGAUACGCCGGAAAUUCGGGAGUUCCAGGCGAAGCUGGUCCCGCCGGAAAGCCCGGCGACCAAGGCCCACCCGGACUGGACGGAGUGCGCGGUGAGAAGGGACCGGUCGGACCGAAGGGCGAGACCGGGCCCGCCGGCCAGAAAGGACCCCAAGGAUACCCCGGAAGCGACGGACAACGCGGCGCCGAUGGAUUGCCCGGCGCUUCAGGACCCACCGGCCAGAAGGGCGCUCGCGGCCAGGAGGGCCGUCCCGGCGUUCAGGGUCCGGUUGGAGCACCCGGAAAGGACGCCGAAUAUUGUCCCUGCCCCGAGCGGAAUGCCAAGAAACAGGAGUACUCGGCGGUGCCCGUCGAGCAGGGAUAUCAGCAACAACAGAAGAGCGGGUACAAAAAGUCCGCCAAGAAGAUUUAG